GAGUGCGGCUUGUAGUGGAGCUGUAGGGAACUGGACGAGGCAUCCGUAGAGGACCGCAAUGGAACCUUGCAUCUGGGUUUAGAAAAUACCUCUCUCCUCCUGCCUCUCCCCUUCACUAGCAGAGUCCUGGUAGGCUUCAGCAGUACAAACCGGCCCCUAGCACCAUUCAGACUGCUCCAACUUCUCAUCUUAUGACUGACUCUCUCUCUCUCUCUCUCUCUCUCUCUCUCUCUCUCUCUCUCUCUCUCUCUCUCUCUCUCUCUCUCUCUCUCGGCAGAGUUAGUGUUGUUGUCUGUUAUUCCAAGGCGGAGUAAGUGUUGUUGUUUCUUGUUCCAGGCCAGAGUUUAGUCCCAGUAGUUUCAGAAGAGAAGAGAGGAGAGUCUGAUAUAGACGGUUGAGGGGCCACACACUCCUGGGAGCAUUGUUGGGAUUAUUUUCUCUCUGACUCGAUUUUUAUAAAUUUCUUCAAGGUUUUAUUUGAACAAAGAAAGAAGCAGCUUCUGGGCUCUAGAAUAGCGCAGUAUUUGUUUUAAGGCGACUUUUGGACCCUAUUUGGAGGACUCCCGCACCCCUCCCCCUGUCAGUCCUCUGGCUAUUGGGAUGAUUGAGUUUGCUGUUAACCUAUUUAGGGAAUGCGAGGAGUAAAAGUGAAAAGUUUAUCUCGGCUUCUUGCUGUUAAGCAGAACGGAAAACAAGCAGGGAAUUAGCUCCAGACCUGUGCUGACAGCUGAUAUGAGCCACAAUUUAAAUUGAUUUGAUUUUGCCCGUUGGUAAACUCAUAUGCUUUCUGAGAUGGGCUCCUAACAGGCAUCAUUCUGCCUUUUUAGGUGUGUUUACACAGAGUUAGGUGAACUUUAUCAGUAAAAAAAAAAAAAAAAAAAAAAAAAAAAAAAAAAAAAAAAAAAAAAAAGGACAUAUCCCCACUGCAGGGACCAGAUCCUGUAGACCUUUGGUAGCUCAGUUGAGCUUUCUGCUUUUCAAUGAAGGCACUACUUUAUCAUAACAUGUUCUUCUUCUCAGAAAUUGCAUGGACACAAACCAGCCCUAACAUUUGCGUGAAAACCUGUUAUUGACCGUGCAGAACUUGAGUUAAUCCCUCUUGUGUCUCUGCUAGAUGCAGUAGGUGUAACUUGGUUCUGCUUUUGUGGACCGAUUGUUCUCGCAAGGUGUACCAUGUUUAGUUUGUAACUGAACAGUACCAAUAGACAUUGGACAUUCACAUUCAACCAGGACAUGCCACAUAAAUGUUGCGGUCCAUUCUGUUCAUCCUCUAUCAUCUGAAGGCUGUUGUGUCUCUGAAUUCCACUGGUACCUUUGGCUCUUUGAAGUAUCCAGCACAAUGAUGAACAAAGACUCUCGCUUCCCCAGGAAAGCUGUGCAUAGCAACACCUCCUCUCGAAGGCACUCAUGCAUUGGUUUUGAUGUUGAUAAUGGAUUGUCGGUGGGGCGUAGCCCUCUGGACCCCCAGACCAGUCCAGGCUCCGGCCUGGUGCUCCAGGCCAACUACGCCCACAGCCAGCGCCGGGAAUCUUUCCUCUACCGCUCCGACUCUGACUUUGACCUCUCACCCAAGGCCCCCUCGAGGAACUCCUCCACUGCCAGUGAGCUGGAAGAAAGCUUGAAGCACUGGGAAGUCAACUGGUUGUCUCGACAUGGAGAAGACAUGAUUGUGACACCAUUUGCACAGGUACUUGCCAGUUUGAGGACGGUAAGAAGCAACUUUGCCGUUUUGACCCACCAGCAAGAUCGUCAACCCAGCAAGAGAACUGGCAGUAACCCACCAUCCAUGUGCAAGACAACCUUGGCAGGUGUGACAGAGGAGCCAUUCCAGCAGCUGGCCGUGGAGACUCUGGACGAGCUGGACUGGUGUCUGGAGCAGCUGGAGACUCUGAAGACACGCCACUCUGUCAGCGAGAUGGCCUCCAACAAGUUCAAGAGGAUGCUGAACAGGGAGCUUACUCAGCUAUCAGAGACCAGCAGAUCAGGGAACCAGGUGUCAGAGUUCAUCUCCAGCACCUUCCUAGAAAAGCAACACGACAUGGAGAUCAUGUCUCCGCCCACCAAGGAGAAGACGGACAAGAAGAAGCGCCCCAUGUCCCAGAUCGUGGGGGUAAAGAAGCCUAUCCUGAUCCCCAGUGUAGCCCCUUCCAGCAUUCCCCGCUUCGGGGUCCCUUCCAGUCAGGAGAGCCUCCUUGCCAAGGAGUUGGAAGAGAUAAACCAAUGGGGUGUGGAUAUUUUCAAAAUAUCUGAAUAUUCUGCGAAUCGUCCACUGACGGUGGCGAUGUAUUCCAUUUUCCAGGAGCGAGAGCUGCGGAAGUCCUUCAAGAUCCCUGCAGACACCUUCAUCACCUUCAUGAUGACCCUGGAGGACCACUACCACCACGACGUGGCCUACCACAACAACAUCCAUGCUGCAGACGUGGUCCAGUCCACCCACGUCCUUCUCUCCACCCCCGCCCUGGAGGCUGUGUUCACUGACUUGGAGAUUUUGGCUGCUUUGUUUGCCAGUGCUAUACAUGAUGUGGACCAUCCGGGGGUGUCCAAUCAGUUCCUCAUCAACACCAACUCAGAGCUGGCCCUGAUGUAUAAUGACGUGUCCGUCCUGGAGAACCACCACCUGGCUGUGGGCUUCAAGCUGCUGCAGGAGAACAACUGUGACAUCUUCCAGAACCUCAGCAAGAAACAGAGACAGUCCCUACGCAAGAUGGUCAUAGACAUGGUGUUAGCCACAGACAUGUCCAAACACAUGAACCUGCUGGCGGACCUGAAGACCAUGGUGGAGACCAAGAAAGUGACCAGCUCUGGAGUGCUGCUGCUGGACAACUAUGGAGAUCGCAUCCAGGUCCUCCAGAACAUGGUUCACUGUGCUGACCUCAGUAACCCCACCAAGCCCCUGGAGCUGUACCGCCAGUGGACCGACCGCAUCAUGGUGGAGUUCUUCACCCAGGGGGACAGGGAGAGGGACAAAGGCAUGGAGAUCAGCCCCAUGUGUGACAAACACAACGCCUCCAUCGAGAAGAACCAGGUGGGCUUCAUAGACUACAUCGUUCACCCUCUGUGGGAGACGUGGGCCGACCUGGUCCAUCCCGACGCCCAGGAGAUCCUAGACACGCUAGAGGACAACCGCGAGUGGUACCAGAGCAUGAUCCCCCACAGCCCCUCGCCUACCCCCGAGGCCCAGGACAAGGUGGGCCUGCCUGGGGGAGCCGUGGGUUCCGGAGGGGGUGGAUCUUCCAUCGGAGACAAAUUCCAGUUUGAGCUGACCCUAGAGGAGGAAGGCGAGUCCGACACAGAGAGCCCCCCAGAAGAGGAGGAGGGGUACAGUAGCACUGGGGCGGAGCCUUCUAGAACUGACCCGGACAGCAGACUCCAUUCCGUGUCUGCCACUGCUCACCCACACUAUCAGGGGCUUUCCAAAAUGGCCACCUCUGUCCUCAAUCUCGGUGGCACGACUUUGUCCACCGACUCUGACCCAGACAAGGAGGCAGCCGAAGACAAAGAACAUGACCAAGAAGGUAAUGCCGGUGUGAGGCGCUUCAGGCUAGGUACAUAACACCAGUGCAAUGUUCUUUUUUGUUUGUCUUUUUUGUUGAUUUUCUGUGCCUCCCCCUGAACCCUUUACCCCCCAUCUCUGGCUUCCUUGGACUGAAUGGCAGGACAAAGCUGAGGUAGAGAACGUAAAGGGGGUGCGUUCAGGAAGUCUGCACUUACACAGCAGUCACCUUGCACUGGAGAGAGGAGAGCCCCACGGUUCCUAUUUGUUAGGUUGCAGAGAACAGGAAACCGUGCUUUUGAGCUGGUCUUUUGUGUUUUACCGAUAUGUUUCGGAGUUGAACAUGCGUCACCGUGUUUGGCUUACAUUUUUCAAGAGACGCUGAGGUAACCAACCUUCCUGUUUUGACAGCCAGGUCUAUGACGAAGGAGGGAGGAAUUUUGCGGGGACACGUCUUCCUUUUGACUACUUAUGACUGCUUGAAACAAUUGACGGCACGUUGAACUUAGUAACAACAAACGCCAUAAUGUCUUUUGAGACGUUAUGCCACACAGCGCAAUAAACAGGAAUUUGGCCAAUGGCAAUGUUUGCCUGCCUUCACAACUGUUGAUGAUUUGAUAUUUUAUUCAAGGCCUUUCAAAAGAGUGCAGGAAGUGGUUUUUACUGGUCAACUGCAGACCUUACCAGAUAUGUACCACAAAAGGACAAAGUACAGAGCAGGCCUUCAGAAUGGUUUGAGGAAGAGAUUGUUUCAAAUGCAGCAACAACACUUUUUGGGUACCACUGUUGCAACUGCUACUAGGUGCCUCGCAUGGGGUCUUGUGCUAAGAUUGACUGAAGCAGCAGCACUACAGCAGCAUUACAAACUCUAAAACAAUUGGUUUAGGGUCCGUUCUUCCUCACACAGUCCUAACCCGACCCGUUACGUGUACACCUACAAAAACGAACCCUGAGCCAGUCGUUGUCGGGGCAUAAAAGUAAGACAAAGCUAUGCUGUUUGCACCUGGCGCCUCCCAGUGUUGAAAUUCGGGAAUUGAAGUCAGCCCGUGUAAUACAAUUCAAGGCAUUGAAAAUGCCCAUGCCUACUGUAAAUUGACUAUAGGUAUGUUAAUUUGAUUGGGUUUAGCUAUGGUUUUAUAGUACCCAAAGCACUUUGGGUUAAGACUUCAGUUAAGACUUCAACCCUUUUCUGUAUGAUUUUAUUUAUUGAACGUCACUCAAAGUGUAAACACAAGGCUCUAUGCUGUAAUUGUGUGUGUAUCUUUAACCUCUUUACGGCAACCAUUUUCAUCAGUCUGCCUCCACUUUUAGCACUUUUACAAUUGAACUCACAGCCAAUGCCCUGCUUGAAAGGGCUUGUGCCAAUCCAUGAACACAUUGGAGGACGGUGUGACCAGCACUUACAUAGCCUGGCACAUUAGGAGAACUGGUUGUUUUUUGGGGGGAACCUGGACUAAAAUAAGAACUGUUUGACAGUAGGUCUGUGGACAAUGCCCUUUCAAGUCCAUUAUUGUUGUUACAACACAGUAGGUCUCACAUUUCCCACAGGUAACAUCACCACUGGUCACAUUUUCAACCAGUUGAAUUACUAAAUAAGAUACAUUGGUAGCAUGUACUAUGUCAUCUGGGUUUGUGAAGAAAAAGUUGUAAUAUUUGCCAAACUAUUUCAGAGAUGUGUGAAAGAUUUGCCACUCAAGCGCAAUUCUGUCAUGGGCCAGUUCUCUGUGCCAGAAUGUCCCCCCCUUUCCCUUUGUCAUUGGUCAAUAUUCUGCUCUUCACAGGGACAAAGCCAAUGACAGUACAAGUGCCAGGCAAGCAUGACACAAUUUGUACUGUAAUUUCCAUUUUGCCCCUGGCUAGUUUCCAUCAAUGACUGACUGACAGCAUUGUUGAUCACGUCUCCCUCCCUGUGCACUCGUUCUGUCCAAAUAGGUUUUCGGUUUCAGAACAAUAAUCCCCCGAUAACUGUACUUGUCUUAAAGUAAGUGGUAUGUUUGAAUGGUUGGACGUUUUGAUGAAUUUAAUUUGUAAAGAAACCAAAGCACUCUGUAUGGUACUUUCACCAGUCGCUGCACUUCCAGCACAGUUGAGUAUAAUGUAACUUGACUCAUCCACAUUAGUUUUCUGUCUGUAUUCUGGUAUUAUACGGCCUGAUUAUUACAAUUGAUUCACAGCACAGGCUGGACCACUGCAGCUGAAAUAGGGGACUUGUUAGGUUAUGGAAUUUAACCUUUUUGUAACUAACCACAAUAUAUUUUGAUAAAUAUACUUUUUUUUUUUUUGCUGCAAGAUCGUGGAGUAAAUUUAUGUUGUGUUUUUACGAAAGAUCUAGAAAUGACACUUUCUGGAGCCUUAUAUUUGCAUAUGUUUUCUUUCAGCCUAGAUUUGAUAUAAGGUGGAGAGAAUCCAGUGUCAUGCAUAACGUAGCUAAGGAGCACAAACAGUCAAGAACUCAAGCAAGCCUUUCUGCCUUCCUCAGCUGUCAUGCAACAACAAAAAGGUCACCAGCCCUCGCAAUGACUGUCUAACAUUUAUUGUUUUGUAUAUUUCAUUUAUUGUUUUGUAUACUUUCCUCACAAUGCUUUGUGUACAAUUUAUUUAUUAUUUCUAUAUAUGUCCGAAAUGAAGAACUAUAUACUUUGUCGGAGGCGGAGUAUUUAUUUGUAGCUACCUUCCGAGCUUUGGGAGAGAAAAAAAAAUGGGACAGAUUUCAACUACAGAACUCAACCAAAUGUUUUAGUUUUCCUAUGUCUGCCAUUAAAGAAAGCAAAAAUACUCAAACUUUCAGGAUUUACUGGAUAACAUCAGUAGAGUAGGAGAUCCCAGUUUCAGACACGCCGUUCCUAUGUUUCUCUCCUGAACAGGUCUCAGUUUCCCAAAAGCAUCUCAAGGCUAAAUUGAACUUAGCGUUAUGAUGCUUUUGGGAAACUUGGCCCAUAACACCUGUCUGCAGUCUCGACAAUCCAAACACAACUGUUUACUACGGGUUUCUAAGCGCUUACUGUUACUGUACGCCUGUCCACCUUUUCAAUAAAGGAGUCUUCAUGCUUUUGACAUCAUGGAUGCUUAUUGGAAAUAAUGUUGACCAUGGAAUGCUACAAUGAUACACACGUUUCUUUCCCAAUGACACGAAAUUCGGAUUACAUUACGGUUAUCUAAGUGUAUUUCAAUAGGAGCUUGUUUAAACAAUCAUUCUAAAUAAAAACAUAUUUAUGUUGACUACAGUCAUACUAGCAAGGGAUAGAUGGAAAAGUAAUUGAAUCAGGAGCUAUCAGUGGUGCGAUGGAUUGGGCCCAGUGAUGGACAGUUGAAGUCGGAAGUUUACAUCUUAGCCAAACACAUUUAAACUCAGUUUUUCACAAUUCCUGACAUUUAAUCUGAGAAAAAAUUCCUUGUUUUAGGUCAGUUAGGAUCACCACUUUAUUUUAAGAAUGUGACAUGUCAGAAUAAUAGUAGAGAGAAUUAUUUAUUUCAGCUUUUAUUUCUUUCAUUACAUUCCCAGUGGGUCACAAGUUUGCAUACACUCAAUUAAUAUUUGGUAGCCUUGCCUUUAAAUUGUUUAACUUGGGUCAAACGUUUCGCUUCCCACAGUAAGUUGGGUGAAUUUUGGCCCAUUCCUCCUGACAGAGCUGGUGUAACUGAGUCAGGUUUGUAGGCCUCCUUGUAGGACUCAGUUAUGCCCACAAAUGUUCUAUAGGAUUGAGGUCAGGGCUUUGUGGUGGCCACUGCAAUACCUUGACUUUGUUGUCCUUAAGCCAUUUUGCCACAACUCUGGAAGUAUGUUUGGGGUCAUUGUCCAUUUGGAAGACCCAUUUGUGACCAUGCUUUAACUUCCUGACUGAUGUCUUGAGAGGUUGCUUCAAUAUAUCCACAUAAUUUUCCAUCCUCAUGAUCUAUGUUAUGAAGUGCACCAGUCCCUCCUGCAGCAAAACACCCCCAAAACAUGAUGCUGCCACCCCCGUGCAUCAUGGUUGGGAUGGUGUUUUUCGGCUUGCAAGCCCUCCCCCCUUUCCUCCAAACAUAACGGUGGUCAUUAUGGCCAAACAGUUCUAUUUUUGUUUCAUCAGGCCAGAGGACAUUUCUCCAAAAAGUACGAUCUUUGUCCCCAUGUGCAGUUGCAAACUGUAGUCUGGCUUAUUAUGGUGGUUUUGUAGCAGUGGCUUCUUCCUUGGUGAGCGGCCUAUAGAUACUUUUGUACGUGUUUCCUCCAGCAUCUUCACAAUGGCCUUUGCUGUUGUUCUGGGAUUGAUUUGCACUUUUUGUACAAAAGUACGUUCAUCUCUAGGAGACAGAACGCGUCUCCUUCCUGAGCGUUAUGAUGGCUGCAUGGUCCCAUGGUGUUUAUACUUGCAUACUAUUGCUUGUACAGAUGAACGUGGUACCUUCAGGCAUUUGUAAAUUGCUCCCAAGGAUGAACCAGACUUGUGGAGGUCUACAUUUAUUCUCUGAGGUCUUGGCUCAUUUCUUUUGAUUGUCCCAUGAUGUCAAGCAAAGAGGCACUGAGUUUGAAGGUAGGCCUUGAAAUACAUCCACAGGCACACCUACAAUUGACUCAAAUGAUGUCAAUUAGCCUAUUAGAAGCUUCUAAAGCCAUGACAUAAUUUUCUGGUAUUUUCCAAGCUGUUUAAAGGCACAGUCAACAUAGUGUAUAUAAACUUCUGACCCACUGGAAUUGUGAUACAGUGAAAUAUAAGUUAAAUAAUCUGUCUGUAAACAAUUGUUGGAAAAAUGACAGAUGUCCUAACUGACUUGCCAAAACUAUAGUUUGUUAACAAGACAUUUCUGGAGUGGUUGAAAAACGAGUUUAAAUGACUCCAACCUAAGUGUAUGUAAUCUUCUGUCUUCAACUGUAGCUCAGCAUUCAACACCAUAGUACCCUCCAAGCUCAUCAUUAAGCUUGAGGGCCUGGGUCUGAACCCCUCCCUGUGCAAUUGGGUCCUGGACUUCCUGACAGACCAUCCCCAGGUGGUGAAGGUAGGAAACAACAUCUCCACUUCACCGAUCCUCAACACUGGGGCCCCACAAGGGGGCGUGCUACGCCCCCUCCUGUACUCCCUGUUCACCCAUGACUGUGUGGCCAAGCACACAGACAAGCAUGCAGACAACACAACAAUAGUAGGCUUGAUUACCAACAACGACGAGACAGCCUACAGGGAGGAGGUGAGGGCUCUGGGAGUGUGGUGCAAGGAAAAUAACCACUCAAUGUCAACAAAUCAAAAGUACAUGAUCGGGGACUUCAGGAAACAACAGAGGGAGCACCCCCCUAUCCAGCGCCCCUUCAACCUCAGGAGGCUUGUAAACCUAAAACCCUAACAAACUUUUACAGAUGCACAAUUGAGAGCAUCCUGUCUGGCUGUAUCACCUCCUGGUACAGCAACUGCACCGCCCACAACAACAGGGCUUUCCAGAGGGUGGUGCGGUCUGCACAAUGCAUCACCGGGGCAAACUACCUGCCCUCCAGGACACCUACAGCACCCGAUGUCACACGAAUGCCAAAAAUAUUAUCAAGGACAACAAUCACCCGAGCCACUGCCUGUUCACCCCGCUAUCAUCCAGAAGGUGAGGGCAGUACAGGUGCAUCAAAGCGGGGACAGAGAGAAUGAAAAGCAGCUUCUAUCUCAAGGCUCAAGGUCUGUUAAAUAGCCAUCACAAGCACAGAGAGUCUGCUGCCUAUACACAGACUUGAAAUCAUUGGCCACUUUAAUAAAUGGAACACUACUAAAUUUAAAAAUGUCACUUUAAUAAUGUUUAAAUAUCCUACAUUACUCAUCUCAUAUGUAUAUUCUGCAUUCUGUACGUCCUACUGUAUCUUAGUCUAUGCCGCUCUAACAUUGCUUGUCCAAAUAUUUAUAUAUUCUUAAUUUCAUUCCUUUACUUAGAUUUGUGUGUAUUGGGUAUAUGUUGUAAAAUUGUUAGAUAUUACUUGUUUGAUUGCUGCACUAUCUGAACUAGAAGCACAAGCAUUCACUACACCCACAAUAGCAUCUGCUGAACACGUGUAUGUGACCAAUACAAUUUGAUUUUAUUACAGCAUAUUGGAUGACUAUCAUUCAUUCAUAUUCCAUUCACCCAGCUCAAUGUAACAUUGAUAGGUUUAGACUACUACAUGAUACUCACAUUUUUUCUGUACCCAUCACGAGGUUGCUACAACCUAGCCUAUGAAUGAACGGUUACAAGUAGGUACACAGGUCGAGAGAAAUUUGAGUGAUCAAGGUGACAGACAUUGAUACAUUCAUUGAAUGUGUUGGAUAGCCAUAGCCAGCUAGCCAACAUAAUCAUUAGUCCAAUAGUUGCAAACGAGAGUCCUGUAGUCCAUAAUCAGCUCCUUGAUUUUACUGAAGUUGCAAUGUGGGGGCGAGCACUGCUGCCAGACCCAGAGGAGCUCACUUGCCUGAAUUGUUUGUUUGUUCAUAGUUAUAUUGCUCAAUUUUGUUUCGUUUUUGUUCAACACCAACAGUGUCAUUGCGCAAAAUGGUACGGAGCAUCAUCUGUUGUGUGCAACAAAAGUUCAACCUUCACCUUCUGCUACCGUUUCUGUCAAGCCGUCUAUGCACACUGUGCAUUUUUCGCAUAUGUUAGAUAAAUCUAUGCGCCACACAGAACGCACUGUAACUGCCUCUGCAAAGCAAUGCUGCAAGGCAAACGUAGAGUUCCAUUUGAAAUGAAUGUACUUGUGGUGCACCAAAAUGCAAUUUAAUGUAAUUAUUUAACCAGGCAAGUCAGUUAAGAACAAGGUACAAAUCUGUCGUUCUGCCCCUGAACAGGCAGUUAACCCACUGUUCCUAGGCCGUCAUUGAAAAUAAGAAAUUUGUUCUUAACUGACAUGCUUAGUUAAAUAAAGGAUAAAAAAUAAAAAUAAAUAAAAAGGAACAGACUACGGAGGCGGGGAAACCAGAGUCUUCACACGACUCCUGCUGAGCACCUGUACAGUGCCAAACAAUCCUGGAAGGUGUUGAUCAUUGUGUCAGUGCCUAAAGAGUCAGGGGCCAGAUCACCAAACUACUUUUGACCUGUGGCCCUCGUGCCCCUUCUGGCCAAAUGCAUGGAAAGGGUUGUCAGUAAGCACCUUACCCUGUCCAUAGCAGAUCAACUAGACCUGUUACAGUUUGCCUAUAAGGCACAGAGCAGAGGGGGACGGAGGACACUACCCUGACCUUGGUGAACAUGGUGGCUAAUCUCUUUCAACAUGCUAAAUCAUAUGCACACAUUUUAUUUAUUGAUUAGAGUUCAUCUUUUAAUACAAUGCAAAUACACACACUGCUGAAACGACUACUGACCCUGAAUGUAAACGGAGGCCUCGCAGGUUGGAUCAAGGACCUUUUAACUGACCGCCCGCAGAGGGUCCUCAUGGAUGGGGCCCUCUCUGAUGAACUGACCCUAAACACAGGGGCGCCCCAGGGGUGUGUCCUUUCAGCGUGGUUGUUCUUUAUCUACACUUAAUGAGAUGAAGAUCCAAGGAAACAAUGUGAGCCUUUUCAAGUACUUGGAUGACAUGGCUCUGGUAGGACUAUUUUUUAAAGAUGCUACGUCAGAUGGGGACAGCUAUUUUAAACAGACCAACAACCUUCAAGAAUGUUGCGGGUCAAGUGCCCUCCAUAUCAAUGUGGAAAAGACAACGGAGUUGAUCAUCAAUGACAACAACUUGCCAAUGCCCCAAUCACUCUCUCUGAACGACCAACCAGUGGUGGCAGUUGAGUAAUUCAAAUACACAAAUUGAUAACAAGCUGAGUUUUACAGAGAAUAAAGACUGUAUUUUUUUUUAAAGCAAGCCAACGCCUGUUUUUAAUCAGGAAAUUGAAGCGGGUUAGUGUCAUCCAGGAUGUUCUGGAGAGGGUGUACAGCGCCUUGGUGGAGAGCAUCCUCACGUUCAAUAUGACAGUCUGGUAUGGUAAUCUGAGCAUGAGGGGCAAACGCAAACUGACCAAAAUAGUAAACACAGCCAGCAAAGUAAUUGGUCGACCACAGGCACAUUUGAGCAGUCUGUUACACAAGGCAACCAAAAAGAAGGUUACUUUUAUUUUCAGCUCGAGAGGCUUCCAUCUGGCCGGCGCUUCAGAAUGCCCAUGGCCAAGAACGUGUUAAAACAAUUUGUUCCUUGUGCUGUUGGACUACUAAACUCAACGUAAAUUAUAUUGGUAUAUGUACUUAUCAGUCCAGUGCAGUUGUGAGUGAAUGUAUCAAUGUUCUAUAUGUUUUUAGUGUAUGCAGUAUGAUGGACUGGCUGGUUUAAAUGUGUGUGAUGUGAGAAUAUGUAUAUGUGAUCCUUUUAAUGGAAGGUGAUGCCAAAAAAAUAUAUGCAUCCUGGAUGGACAAUAAAGUUUUAUUCUAUUCUACUGGA
Messenger RNA from Oncorhynchus masou masou (cherry salmon), 11831 nucleotides. It is a transcript of the gene pde4ca, whose product is annotated as phosphodiesterase 4C, cAMP-specific a. Gene Ontology annotation, cellular component: nucleus; cytosol; perinuclear region of cytoplasm. Gene Ontology annotation, biological process: signal transduction. Lineage: Eukaryota; Metazoa; Chordata; Actinopteri; Salmoniformes; Salmonidae. Gene Ontology annotation, molecular function: 3',5'-cyclic-AMP phosphodiesterase activity. The transcript is spliced from 15 exons. The record is from RefSeq and is a predicted model, not a curated record. The coding region runs from base 1340 to 3553 and encodes 737 amino acids.